This is a messenger RNA of Melanotaenia boesemani (Boeseman's rainbowfish), 2783 nucleotides long. RefSeq names its product chromosome 14 C19orf44 homolog (gene c14h19orf44). The record is from RefSeq and is a predicted model, not a curated record. NCBI's taxonomy places the organism in Eukaryota, Metazoa, Chordata, Actinopteri, Atheriniformes, Melanotaeniidae. The transcript is spliced from 10 exons. Bases 329 to 2323 code for a protein of 664 amino acids.
AGAAGAAGAAGAAGAAGAAGCCGCUUCCGUGGAAACAAGGAACGCUAGUGUGCUAGCUUUAGAGUAGUCAGUAGUAGAGGCUGAUGAUCAUUUAAACGGAAUGAUAUGUAUAAACAAAGACUGAUCAGUAAAUUCUGAAUUUUAGAUCAAUUUACGAUUCGAUUUGAGUCAGUCACACGAAGUUAAAUAGCUAAUGCGGUUUUAGCUACUAACUAGCUGGCAAGAGUGUAAAGCAGACUGAAACCUUCGUGAAGGGAGAGAUGUAUUUUUUUAAAGAACCAAAGAUGUAAUAUAAUAAAGUUUUCAGUUAGCGAUAGACAGUAGAAACAUGUGGAAACGACGCGGCCGGAGCUCCGCUCUGGACCGGGCUCAGGCGCUGCUGUCGGCCAAGAGGACCAGCAGAGGAGACGCUCAGGGCUCCACACCGGACUUUACAGUCAAAGCACAGGGUUCUUCAGGUGGAUCCUUCAAAAAUAGACCUGCUCCUCCAAUUACCCACACUUUACUGUCUGAUCUGAGUGAGCUGAGCUCCGACAGUACAGCAUCUGAUCACAGAGGUGAUGAUGACAGAUCUGCUAAGGAUGGGAACAAAUAUGAAGAAAAGUUGGAUUCAGACAAGAGCUCAUUGGGAGGAGGAAGCAGGUUCUUAAAGAAGGUUUCAUCCACCAGCAACAGCCAGUCGUCUGUCGGCAGAAAGCAACCAGAGCAGGUGUUAGAACCAAGAUAUGUGUCGUCUUCCCCGUCCCGUAAGCCGUUUCUGAAGCAGGCGAGGCAGAGGACAAAUCUAACUGCAGACUUGGUCCUCUCACCACCAGCAGCCACCCAGUCCACGGGGGGCAGCACUGAGCAGAGCCGGGGAGGAAACCAUCUUCGAAAGAAGAAAGCAGAUGUAGUGGCUGAACGCAGCAGAGUUUCUCCUGCUGUGUUCUCAAGAAGCAAACAUGUUGGUGUCAGGUCCAGAGCUGGUGACCCUCUACAACAUUCGGGAGGUUUGGAGGUGAAGUCAGGGAGGGUAAUGAGCACUGUUGAUCUGGAAAGUGAUGAAGAAGACAUGAGGAAACUGCUCGGAGACUCAGUGGAUUUAUCAGACAACAGUUUCUUAGAAGCUCAGCGACCUUCAUCCACUAAAAGGCUGGACAAGAUGCUCAGCCAUGGCAGCCCAAGGGUUCGCUCCGCAGCCUCUCCUGCUGCUCUUCAUCCUUCAUCGCCUUCCAACAAAGCACUUCCUCGAUCUCCGGACUCUCCUUCACACCGAAGCUCUCCUUUUAGAUUCACUGGACAGGCCCAGGCCCACUUCAGCCCCUCAGUCCUCUCUCCAUCGCCCUCCCCUCCCCUCCUGCUGCCGUCUCCUCCAAAGAGGCCGGGCUCCUCUCUGAAGGCAGAAAGUCCACAGCGUUCCCUGUCGGCCUCAUCAGAACAAGGUGAAGUGCUUUCUCUAGAGGAGCUCUUCCCUGGAGGUCCUGACUCUAAAGACCCUCAAAGUGAGACGAGUUCAGUUCCUGCAGAAGACUUUAAGAUCAACGUGAUGACUGUAGACGAGCUUGUGCCUGCAUUCGAUGGAUUUUCUGUAGAAACAGCAGGAAAACAGACCAAUACGGCUGUCUCUGAUCCUGGGUUGCCCAACCAGCAAGUACCCCAGGAGGAGGACCAGGAGGUGCUGGACUACCAAAGUGACUUUGAGAGUGACUCCAGUACCAGCCAGGUCUCUGAGCACCUGCCAGGAGACGAGGAGGGAAAGGACCUACCAUCAGAUGUCAGCGUGAAGGUGUCCUAUCCAGAUAAGAGAGAGGACGAUCACUGUUGUGCUCUUUUAGACCGAAGUCUCUCCAGCACCUCAUGGUCCUCAGAUGGCACCUACAGAUCAGCCUCAUCCAGCAGACGCUCCAAAUCCUCAAAGCUCCACGGCAGCUCAGACACACCUCAGCGCUGGAGAAGACGUGCUUCAGCCAGAAAGGCUGUAAAAGACUCAGCAACACAGACACAACCUGAUCCCCUGUCUGCUCCGUGGUCAGCUGGUAUGGCCACGGUGGACCCCACAGUCGCUAUGAUCUACAUGAAUCCUGCUCCAGCGGUCACUCGAGCACUCGGUGCAGACAGAUUGGAAGCCAUCAGCACCUUCGACCCCAGCGUAUUUGCUCUGAAUGAAAUACUGAAACAGCAGCUGGCGGUGACUAGGCAGUUCAUGGACAGCAGCCACCAUCUCCACUGCUGCCUGGUGCAGAGCCUGGAACCACCAAACUACAGAUACACCAUGCUGGAGGACACCGUCCAGAACAUCCAGAAACACAGAAGUCCCAAAGUGACGAUGGAGAACACCUCGUAGGAGGUCCUGCAGGAAACGAGGGACUACCGGCGCUCAUACAGCUGCUGCCACCACUAACGUCAUGACAAGGACAUUAUGGCCAUUUUAAAUGGUGAGCGUAAAGCCAAUAAUGCAAUCAUUUGCCAAAACUGUAAAAUGUUUAAGCCGGUAACGUAGUGAGUUACGUUACCGGUCGAGCAUUAAAAAAAGUCCUUUUAAAAAUGUAAUAAUGCUGCUUGAUGAUGUAAUAACACAUAAGACUGCGUUUCUCAGAAUUCUAAGAUCUAUUUAGCAGUUUUUAUAUGAUCAAAACCAGCAGUGAUUAUAUAAUUGAGCUUAUAUUUAAAAUCCAUCCUGUUGAAGGAAAAGUUGUUUACGUGUCCUUUUCUUCCUUCUAGGACAUGCGCUUCUGCAAUUAAAUUGUCUUUGGUUGUAAAGAUUUCAUUUGUAAAUAAACAGUAAACCAAUGAGGCCUGGAAAU